AUGGGUUCUUCUUCAAAUCAUCACUUCUCUAUUCAUGAUCACCAUGAUCCGUAUGACCAAGAAUCUGACCAAGCAUGGGAUCAAGUCUUUGAGCAAGCUACCCGUGAGUAUGGUCGGCCUAGAAAAGAGAAGAAAAAGAAGCAAUAUAUAGAAAGAAACCGUGAGGAAGGCCAGGAACGCUUAUUCAAUGAUUAUUUCGCCGAAGAUGCCACAUACCCGGCGCAUAUGUUCCGUCGCCGUUUCAGAAUGAACAAAUCCUUGUUCCUGAAAAUAGUUGAUCGACUCUCCACUCAAACUACAUUCUUUUCAACACGACCGGAUGGUUUGGGAAGGAGUAGUUUAACAGGACUACAAAAGUGCACAGCAGCUAUCCGUAUGUUGGCUUAUGGUUGUGCGGCUGACAAGAAUGACGAAUACCUUCGGAUCGCUCAAACUACUACACUCUUAUGUGUAGAAAAUUUUGUGGAUGAAAUCAUAUCUUUGUACGGGAAAGUAUCUAAGAAGACCCACAAAAAUGAUCUUAAACGGCUACUUGACGUUGGAGAGGCACGUGGAUUUCCCGGAAUGAUAGGGAGCAUCGACUGUAUGCAUUGGGAGUGGAAGAAUUGCCCAGCUCCUUGGGCAGGACAAUAUACGCGUGGCUCUGCAAAACCAACAAUUGUUUUAGAGGCCGUAGCUUCACAUGAUCUUUGGAUUUGGCAUGCGUUUUUUGGAUGCCCAGGUACCUUAAACGACAUCAAUGUUCUUGAUCGUUCACCCGUUUUUGAUGAUAUUUUACAAGGGCGAGCUCCACCAGUGAGUUACUAUGUCAAUGGACGAAAAUAUAAGUUGGCUUACUAUCUCACAGAUGGUAUUUAUCCUAAAUGGGCAACUUUUAUGCCAACAAUUAAAGAUCCACCUGAUCCCAAAUCAUCGUUAUAUGCUGCGUUUCAAGAACAUUAUCGGAAAGAUGUUGAACGAGCUUUUGGAGUCUUGCAAGCUCGAUUUGCCAUCGUGAAGAACCCGGCUCUUUUUUGGGAUAAGGAAAAGGUUGGAAAAAUUAUGAGAGCAUGUAUCAUACUGCAUAAUAUGAUAGUUGAAGACGAACGGAUGGAUACACUCUUAUCAAUGUAUCUGAAUUCGAGCAAGGAGGAGGAAGCACUUCACAAGUGGAUAAUCCGAUCUUUACGGAUAUGGAUACAACUCUAG
Molecule: messenger RNA, 1188 nt
Organism: Microthlaspi erraticum
Lineage: Eukaryota; Viridiplantae; Streptophyta; Magnoliopsida; Brassicales; Brassicaceae
Source: the annotation of a GenBank genome assembly